AUGUGGUUUUUAUUAAUUAAAUUACUUGUGAUUUCUUUUUGUACCCCUGAAAUACAAAAUCCUACGUUAAUAGGUAGAGCUUCAGUUGAAGGUUUAAAUUUUGUUAGUAAACUUGGUCAUAAAAUAAUUGAUUAUGAAAUUCCAAAAAUAACAAUUCCAGAGAUAGAUUUAGAUAUAGAUGCUGGUCCAGGAAAAGGUCAUUUGGUUGUUGAAGAUUUAUAUAUUCCAAAAUUUCAAACACCAAAAUUUAAAUUUAUUCUUGAACCACCAAGAAGUAUUCAUUGGGUAUCAGAGGGUGGAUAUAUUAUAGCUAAAGGAAAUAUUAAUGUAAAGUAUACUGUUUUAGUACCUUUUUAUUUUACAGCAUCAGUAAAUAUUCAUGCUUCAGAUAUAAGAACAAAUUAUUCUAUCUCUCUUCAUCAUUUACAAGGCCGACCACAAUUAGAUGUAAAUUAUUGUGAUACAGAUAUUAAUGAUUUAACAAUAUCUUUUGGUGGUGGAGCAAUACCAUGGAUAGUUAAUCUUUUUAAAACACCUUUAUCUAAUGUAGCAAGAAAUUUAAUUAAAAAACAAUUUUGUGAUCAAUUAAAAACAGUUUUGUUAAGUGAAAUUAAUGAGUUACUUGUUGAGUUACCUUUACAUAUAGAUGUUUGGGAGAACUUUUUUAUUACUUAUGAUUAUGAUCAUUUACCUAUUGUAACAAAUGAAUAUGUUCAAUUGGAUGUAUUUGCUAUAGUAUCAAUUGGUGAAGAAAAAUGUCCUUAUGAAGUAAGUAAAAUGGAUACAUCUGAGGCUCCCUCUGAUUUUAUGGGUAGUAUUUGGGCUUCAUCAGUUAUACCUAAUUGUUUUUUAUAUUCAUUAUAUAAAGAACAAGUAGUCAAAUUUAUUAUUAAUAAAAAUUUAGGACAACCAUUAGAAGGAUUAUUAAAAACAACCUGUGGAUUUCUUGAAAUAUGUUUAGGAAGAUUCUUUAAAAUUCUUAGAGAUAAAUAUCCUAAUAAAUUUAUUGAUAUAAUUGUAAAAUUAAAUGAAAAUCCAAAUAUUAAAAUAACUAAAAAAGAUGGAAUUUUUUUUGAUGGAAUAUUUUCAUUUGACUUUACUAUUUCUCCAUAUAAAGAAGGUGAUGAGAUAUUGGCACGUCUCCUCUCUGAAACUAAUGCUACUUUGAUACCUUAUAUUAAGAAUGGUAAAGCUAAAGUUAAUAUUGGAGAUUUAGAUUUUACAUUAAAAGAAGAAUUUUCAAAUAUAGGAAAUUUUUCAACCAAAAUAUGUAACUUAAUUGCUGAUAUAAUAAAACCUACUUUGAAAAAAACUCUUCAAACUUUUGGAAAUAAAGGAAUCAAAAUACCAAUGUUUCAAAAUUUUAGUAUUUCUAGUACUUCAGUUAUCCAACCUAUUGACAAUGGAAUUAGAUUAGAUUUUGAUCUAAUAUACAGAAAAAGUUUUUAUAAAUUUCUUUUUGAUCACCUUAGUAAAUCUUAUCAUUUAUGA
This is a messenger RNA of Strongyloides ratti, 1491 nucleotides long. Its product is annotated as Lipid-binding serum glycoprotein, C-terminal domain and Lipid-binding serum glycoprotein, N-terminal domain and Bactericidal permeability-increasing protein, alpha/beta domain-containing protein. Gene Ontology annotation, molecular function: lipid binding. The record is from RefSeq and is a predicted model, not a curated record. NCBI's taxonomy places the organism in Eukaryota, Metazoa, Nematoda, Chromadorea, Rhabditida, Strongyloididae. The transcript has 2 exons. The coding region runs from base 1 to 1491 and encodes 496 amino acids.